Austrofundulus limnaeus is the source of this 7778-nucleotide messenger RNA. Its product is annotated as transmembrane protein 151B. The record is from RefSeq and is a predicted model, not a curated record. Bases 471 to 2387 code for a protein of 638 amino acids. The transcript has 6 exons. Lineage: Eukaryota; Metazoa; Chordata; Actinopteri; Cyprinodontiformes; Rivulidae.
CAGCUCGUGUCCGGCAAACUCCCGUGCGCUGUCGGUCACGCGCGCUCACGUGCCACCAGCUGAAUGCAUAGAGCUCCUUGAGAGGCGAUACUCGGUGAAAGCGACCUGCUUUGACGUUGCUUCUCCACUUCCUCGCUUUUUUCCCCACGCUUUUUGACCGGAGGAGAGCCGAAGAAGAAUGGAGCGGGUCCGACCAAAGCAGUGAGCGGGGCGGAGAGGACGACGAGGCGCGGGAAGGACACCGCCGAGUCACCGCCGCCAGCAUCAGGGGGAGCAGGCAGCAGAUGCCGCUUCUCCCCUUUUGCCGCAGGCCCCGCCAUCGUCGUGAAAUCGGAUCUCGACUUGCGGCGGCGGAUGGGGUGACCGAGCACGCUGCUGCUCCGCCGGGGAGGACUGCCCUCCUGCCUUCGGACGGUACCUGCUGCCGGGUAGGAGCCGCCUGAGGAGGACGAAGAAAAGGGGGAGAAAAAAUGCAGACGGAGGAGGAGACGGCCGCCGCAGAAGAGCCCAUUUUGGAGGAAGGGUCGGGACGAGAGCAGCAAAAGCCGGUCCAGCAGUCUCUGGCCUCCUCUCUGUGCAGAGAGUCCCACUGGAAGUGCCUGCUCCUGACCCUCCUCAUGUACGGCUGUUUUGCCACGCUGGCCUGGUGCGCUCUCUGUCGCGUGCCUGUCCUCGGCUCCUCCUCCUCCGUACCGCUCGGCGCUGACGACGACGCCACGUCGGCGGCGUACUACAAUGACAUCCUGCACCUGGAGAGCCCGUGCUCCAGCGGUUACGUCUACAUCCCCCUGGCUUUCCUGGCGAUGUUGUACGUGGUUUACCUGGUGGAGUGUUGGCACUGCUUCUCCAAGACGGCCACGCUAGCUCACGCCGAAUUCCAGGAAGUGUACGAGCGCGUGCAGAGACUGCAGCAGGCCACUCCCUGUAUUUGGUGGAAGGCCAUCAGUUAUCACUACGUGCGGAGGACCAGACAAGUGACGAGAUAUCGCAAUGGAGACGCAUACACGACCACACAGGUGUACCACGAGCGGGUGAACACCCACGCCUCCAGCUCGGAGUUCGACUACGCUCGCUACGGCGUCAAAGACGUGUCGAAGCAGCUGCUGGACCUGGAGCGGCACCCUGCCGUUCGUCUUCGUUUCACCAAGUGUUUCAGCUUCUCCAGUGCACGUGCUGAAGCAGCCUACCUCACCCAGCGAGCGCGCUUCUUCGGGGAGAACGAGGGACUUGAYGACUACAUGGAGGCCAGGGAGGGGAUGCACCUGAAGAACGUGGAUUUCCGCGAGCACAUCCUGGCGUUCCAAGACCCGGCUCAUCAACCAUGGUUUUCCAGGCACAGAGUCUUCUGGCUGGCCUCGGCCUUCCUGCUGUCCUGGCCGCUGCGCGUGGUGUCGGAGCACCGCACGGCGUACGUCCACUACCAUGUGGAGAAGCUGUUCGGAGAGGACGAGGACGUCGGCGGAGGAGGUGGAGUUGGCGGAGGAGGGCAGGGCCAAGGACGAGGCGACGGGGUCGACGGAGGGACUGAGAACGGGGUCCAUCCUGGAAGGAUCGGGAUGGGCCUGAACGGGACGAGCUACAGAGCCAUCUCCCGUGUCAACACGGUGGACAUGACAGAGUUGGAGUGGCACAUCCGUUGCAACCAACAGAUGGUCCCGAGCUACUCCCAGGCCCUCCUCAUGGACUUGGACAUUAGUGGAGGAACGAACCCUACGGCCUCCACGCCCAUCUCGGGGCCUCCGAGCGUCACCCCAACACAGGGCUCUCACCCGCCCCCCCUGGCUCUCCCUGUUGUCUUCAACUCCGCCUACCUCCUGCAGAGCUGCCCCAGGUGUCGGCGGACCACGUCGAGCUCCAGUCUCCCCUCCAGGUUGAGGGCCCCGAUGGGAACCACGGCCCUGCUGAAUGCCACCGUGGCUGGGAUCAGAGCGGCCGGGCCAGGAGGCGGUGGCGGCGGCGGCAUCGGAGGAAGACUGGUGCUCAGCCGGAGCGGAUUCUCUCUGGGGAGACUUGGAGGCGGGCGCCAGAACAGCUUGCUUCAUUCACGGAGCAUGGGAGGAGGACUGGGAGGCAGCAGGGAGGACGGAUCGGGCAACGUAGGGGGAGGAGGARGCAGCGGUGGCGGCGGAGGGUUUCUGGGGUUAGGCUCGAGACAGAACAACGAGGAGACCAGAGGGGUGCUCGAAGGGGAGGACGACGAAGAAGAGGAGGAGGUGAGGAGRAGGGAAGGCAGGAGGGGAGAGAGGGACGAAGAGGCGGAGCAGGAGAGCAGCGUGGGAGGAGAAGGGAGGGACCGGGAUCGUCCUCCGUCCUACCAGGACGCAUUCUUCUUCCCCGUCCUCAUCAUACACGGGGAGGAGAGCUGCCACGCCGGCGACGGCGUGUGAUGAAGGAACCAGAGCAGAGGACCAGGUGUGAUGGAAGGCAGGAGAGAAUCAGGUGACAAAUAUAACAAACAGGGAGAUCUGACAAAAAUCACAAGUUCAGAGUGAGAGGAUGGCAAAGUAAGAGUGGAAAUAAAGUGAGAGGAGCUGAAGGCUUUACUGCACACAGAACAGGCUGACGGAUCGGACAGAAAACUUAGGAAGGUGUUUCCAGAUAUAUCUAUGCAGGAGGAGCUGGAGUGGGAGAGCUAACAAGUCUAAAGAUAGCAUGGAGAGCAGCGGAGGGACACGGAAACAAAGAGGAACAAGGUGUUUAUUUUUACACACUUUAAGCGAGUAUUUGAAGGGUUCAAGCCUUAGAUGAAAACAGACACUUAAAAACUGCAAUUUAAAAAGAAGAAUUUAGAAAUAAUAAUAAUAAUAAUAAUCCAGAUUCUCCAUCAAUUCGGCUCGAACAGCACCUGAUCGGUCCAUCUUCACGGCCGUGCCGAUGAAGGAGUAGUAGCAUCGAUUUUUCCUCCUCGUCUCGUCCCGCUGUCUUACUUUUUCCUCCAUUAGCUUCCCGACCACUUCGUCCAUUACUGUUAUGGAGCUAAGAGAGAAAAAAAACAUCAUAAAAAGUGGAGCCAUCGCUUCCUCCGUUAGCUCUAUCUUUCCUCCAGCCGUCUUGUUCACUCCGUCUGUUUUAUCACAUCUCACACACCCCUCUGCUCACAGAAAACCUCAGUUAGAUGGAUUGAUGUCGAUCUGAGACACAAAUUUGACUGAUUAAUGGGGAUGGAACAGUUUAGGAAAAAAGGAAAGGGAAGGYAUUAAAUCUCUGAAACUCGUUUUUUUAUGAGAGUAAAGGAAGUUCUUUCUUUUGUAAACUGAGCAUAAUUUGGUGUCUUUCUCUGUCACUGCGAUGGAGCUCUGUGUUCCUGAUGCUGUGGUCAGAUUUUACCUCCAUUUAUCCCUCAUCUCUCAUCACCUAUGGGUUUAGGUUUUCCCUCCAAUGAUUAUGUUUAAUAAAAACAGACACUUAUUUAUAUUGAGAUUCUUUAGUUUUAAGAACAAAAAAUCUAACAAGAUCUGGACAAAUUGCCAAUAAAGUGAGUCAAAGAGGAACAGACAUAAACAUAAAACCUUUUAAGGUAGCCACCAUCAAAUAAGGUGUUAUUUCCUACUAUUUAUAUGAGCAAAAGGAGGAGAAAAACAAUAAAUGAUAUAAUCUAUAUCAAAACAUUUUGGCAUGAAGAAAAUCACCACUUUUGUCUCUUUUAUGUCCAAAUUGUUGGACUGCAUGUGAAGUGAGCUGUCGAGCAUAGCUGUCGUUCUUGUCCUAAAAAUAGAAGAAAAAUCAGACUUUCCAACAGCUUUUUUAUCUUUUAGUGCAGAUAAUAAAACGGCAGAAAAAUAAACUGAAAUAACUCUCACUCCACGAUCACUAUGAUCAUUUCCUGCCCUUGAAAAUUGCUUUGGUCAGGUUGUGCCGAGCUGCUACCUGCUGGUUCUGAAGAACCGUUACCAACAAACAAAUGCUCUCAAAAACAUCGCCUAAAUAUAAAAUGUGUAGUAAGUUUGCCGGCAUAGAGAUGCAUGGAAACGCUGCUAAUUUAGCUAAUUAGAGCUAAACGCUCUGCUGAACAGUUGUGACCCGCGAAUAUUCAAGAUCAAAAAAUAAAAAAUGAGACGAGGGAGCAGAUCAGAAUCCUGAGGGAUUUGGAGGUUUGUCCUUCGUUUUGAGUUUGCUCCUGGACUUUAGAUCCAGGGAACACGGUUAGCGCUCUCAGCCAUCAGUGUUUGUAUUUUCAUACAAAGCACACAAAACCUGCUGCAGUAGUGAGGAAAGGAUUAGUUAUUCAGAUUAUUCAGCCAGUUUCUGAUGCCUCCUUCCAGCUCUCUCUGCUUACUUUUUAACAUAAUUUACAAAAAAGAAAAAGCACAUUCAAGAAAAUGAAGUAAAAGAAAAAGAUCCCCCGAGAGUGGACUUUGUUGACCAAACAAACACGUCCCAUCUUCAGACGAGACAGAACUGGGGGACGUUCUGGAUAAAAGUGGAGCAUAUCUGCUGACCUGGUUUGCUUUAGAGGACACAGACUUACUCUGACACACAUUUCACAAGUUCUGAAUCUGGGUCACGGAUCUUCCGUAGCUUUUUAGGGACACCGAACUCGAAAUGGGCGAAAGACGAGUGACUUCAAAGGACGAGAGUUUCUUGGCGACUAAAGAACUGGACUACGCUGACAAUAUGAUAUUAAGGACAGUUAUUUUUACACAAAUAUUACCUUUUGACCUGUGGUUAAGACUGUCUUCAUGAUUGUCCACGAAUAUAAAGAAGCACCACUCAACACGCUGCUGUUUUGUAUUUGUUUGCAAACUCGUAUCUGGGUUGGGAAGUUCUGUAUUUUUAUUAUCAUGUUUUAAAAAUAAGGCUUCGUCUACACUACAACAGACUUCUUUGAACAAAUUGAUUUAGUUUUGUCAGAAUACGUGCACCUCACUUCUAACUGAACCAUAGAACUGAUGGAAAUAUGAACUUAAAUAUCCAUGGCUACAUGAAUUAGCAGCAGCACAUGUCUCUGUACCUGAAGCCCUUUUUUAAAGGGUUUUCAGCUGCAGGGAUCUGCAAGUCUUAACUUCAUAGUUAUGUUUGGUAUUUAAAUAAAAACUCAAAGUAGGCAACAGUCCUAAAUCAUAAAGCUGCAGAGUUUAGCUUGUUGUGCUAUAUUYAAUUAGCUUGAAUUGCUGUCACUUAUAUAGGUAGUUUGGGGUCAGCUCUGUGGACAAAUAUUUAAAGAAAAAUCAAAGUGAAUUUGAAGAGUGGUUUUGCCUUAAAAUGCCAAACUUCUGUAAAACCAGCACCAAAUUGGUUUGUUUCUAAAGACAUUCCCAGUACUGCAGACGGGGCCUAAAAUCAGUAAAUGGAAUACGCAUUUAUUUCAAACAAGAACCGUCCUCCAGACAAAACAAAAUUAAUUCACGUCUGUAAAUUUGCUGCUUUUGUAUCGUCUUCAUACUUAAUAAGUUCAGAUUGUCAAACUAAUGCCUUUUGUAAAAUGUAACAAUUAUUAUUUUACUUGUUUUUAUUUGUGUUUUUCUAUUGUUUUUAUUUAUUUAAACUUAAUUUAUUUGUGUAUAUUCUGUAUAMGUAUGGUGUUUUAAUUGCUGGUUGGAACUGGCUUGAUUCAUAUUUUGUAAUGAGCUUGUGUCGGAGCAGGUGUUGAUGUUUAUUAGAUAUUUACAUGCCGUUUUGUUACCUGAAGAGUUAAAGGUGCUUCAGGUGUGCCAAGAGAGUUCUCACCCAUAAUGUCUUACAGCAAACAUCAUGCGUAGCUAAUAUAGCAUCUUAUAAUUCACAAACACCUUAUCAGCUCACUUUAGAAUCAGACCUUAAGAAACGAGGUUUGAUUAAAAACAAUAACUAUCUUACCUGCUGGACAGUUUUUUUAAAGGACGCCAGUUUGGAGAAAUAGUUUUUAUUUCUGACCAGACUGAUUAGCUAACGGUAAACAAACAGCUUACAGAUGUUUAUGUGRGAGGAGUUAAAGAUGUGAUUGGUCAGAUUAAGUAUUUUGGGUGGGGUUUGAAGAAGCCAUAACUACUUGAUUGGAUGAACGCUGGGCUGCUGGAGGGUCGUGUAGCUCAGUCAAAGCAGCCAGAAAGCACCUUUAUUUUUAGUCCUAACUCAAGACAGGAAGGUGCUAGCUGCACAAAAUUUAAAGUCAGUUAAUUAUASUUACAUAUUUAUAAUAUUUUUUCAGACAUUGUUUUGUUUGAAACUAUAGUUAAUAAAUUUACAUGUUCACAAUAGUUUUACCAGUACUUCAACUUUUAACUUACCCCUCACAAAGACGAGUCUAUCUGACCAAUCACUGUUUCGCUAAACUCYGCYMACUCUCURCUUAUAUUUCAAACUCCGCCCACACACCAAGAAGCUCCGACUAUGUCCUGCAGAGACCCCUACACAGAGUUUCUGUUGAUUCAGCUGUUUUACCAGCAACUUCRCCAACUUGCAGACCUGACGUCAGUCUGACUCAGGACUUGUUGAAUUGAAUCRUUUGAUUCCUGAUUCAGUGYGAGGAUUUGGAUCAUUAACCCAGGGCAUUUCUAACUGAGCAGCUCCAGGAAACCACAGUGGAUUACUGUUGCCUUAAUAUAACGCUAAUCUACAUUUCUUUAGUGCUAAUACCAGCGGCGACAGCUAGCUGUAGCAUCUUUAGUGCACACCUUGUAGAAAAAUAUUUCUGYAGAAUUAAUGAUUCAGUGUUGGAUGGCAGCCAUCCACUUAAAAUGGACCAGUGGGUGUCCAAUCCUGGUCCCCGAGAUCCAGUAUCCAGAACUUCAAGAGGUAAUUUAGUCACUGAAUCAGGUGUGUUGGAGCAGGGGGAACAAAUAAAACAUGCAGGAUUGGACACUCCUGGAUUAGCUAUAAAACCAUUUCUCCAAACUGAGGUUGUUAAAAGAGCGGUGGACCCCAGGAGGAACAUUUAUAAUUUUACUGCAGAACCCCACAUCAAGAUAUCUGAACUGUCCCCUCAACACAAACACACACUUUGAAAAGCAUUGAAUUGUCCUGCUAAGCUGCCUUUUUUUCACUCAGGAUUUCAGUUGAUGCUGCGUUUGUGUCGCCGCUUCACAAGAACAGAGAAACCGUUGUGCUCACACAUGAAUGUUGUUUAAGGUUUAAGGCUAAUUUGGGGGGUGAUCGCACCUACUUUAGCAGUAAAAAACACUUGUAACAUGACUGACGGGUCGGCAUAUUGAAUGUUGUAACAGUCUAUGUUUAUCCACUUUUCAUACACUAGAUGUCAGCAACAACACCAACAAAGAGCCUAUCUGCACACAUAUUCCUGUCGGAGAUCCAACCACACGUUUGUCUCUGAUAGAUAUUUAUCCUUGAUCUCUUUAUUUUCCUUUAACGGUGGCUGAAUGUGUCGCUCACGCUUCUGGCUGGACUCGUCUGUGUUGCCGAGCAGCUUUCUGACCUGUAACCACGAUCUACAACAGCUCUGCUGGAUAAAAAGAGCGUUUACAUUCUGUGAUGGAGGAGGAGUCAGUUCUGGCUGUAAUUUGAAUCAUGGAUCCAAAAUCUACACGUUCGAACCAUCACCUGACUUUAUCAUGUAAUACUCUUAACAAAUAUGACUGAUGUAUUGUUGUCUAUACCGUUACUGUUGUGCUCCUGUUAAACACUGAAAAAAAUAAUAUAUAUAUAUAUGUAAAGAACUGGUUUGAAUCAGUUCCACAGGUUUCCACUGCAGUUUGAGCUUUUAUUUCCAAUGUACGUUCUAUAAACUGAGUCUAUCGACCUGUGUUUCACUCUAUUGUAACACAAUUUCUUCUGGACAAUCCAAAUAAAACUUACAGUUUCUAUGAACUGUAUCUAAUAAAGACCCAGAAUUCUUUGAAGAA